AGGGUGUCAACACUAGUGAACGAAGCAUUAACAGACCUGAGAUUCACAUGUGUUAUUUACGAACCGUUCCCGCUCUCGAUCUUAUCGAUAACUGAUAAGAACCUGAGUUGGCUUAUCAGCAACAAAAAGAGAAAGACCUCAUUGGCUAACAUGGCUUGGAAAUUUAAAAGACCAGUUACGACGGCAAUAAUAUUCCUUUGCAUUGUGAUUUUAAUGGCUACUAUGAUUUAUAACAGUCGACAUGAGGGUGCAGACUUUGCAACCUUAAAUUCCGAACUUCAAAUCCGAAUGGACGAACUGGCACAAGCACAAGAAGAGGCGGAGGAGAACAAUAUGGAGUUUGAUGAAUUAGACGAUGAAGUCAAGAUCUUCGACGAGCUGGAUCCCAACGAGGUGAUGCUCAAUGGGGAUAUGUUCUUUUUCGUAUCCUCGGGAGCCCAAGAUUUGAAUUCCCGGGAAGCUUGUACUGUUGAGGCUGCAGCACAGCUUCAUCCUGGCAGGCACAUUUUCGUUCUCUUCAUAACGCCAAAUAUCACGAAUAUCAUACAGAGCCACACUUUGUCAGUUCUACUUUCCUACAACAAUGUCAUCUUUCGCUACAUAAAAGUGUCUAAGUAUCUGAGACAAAACAUUUAUUUGGAACAAUGGUUCAUCGAGUCCGGUUUUCAAGAAUCCGAUCAAAUGCCUGAUCAUCUGACUAAUGCACUUACAUACGCCAUGCUCAAUAAAUUUGGCGGAACAGCUCUGAGUUUUGAUGUGUUGCUCUUGCGAUCCAUAUCCUGGAUGGGAGACAUCCUACCAAGAUGUCAAGACGACCUUAUAGAGUCGACUCCUUUAACACUUAAAAGCAAACAUCCAUUGGCCUUGGAUGCAAUGGAGCAAAUGGUUCACUUUCAUGACUCAACGAACCCGAAGGCCACUGGUAGCUAUCUUCUAACCCAACGACUUAAGAAGAAGUGCUCAGUGGAAUUCAUUACCGAACUUCUUUUCAAAGAGUGUGGUGCAAAAAGUGACGCGAAAGUGCUGACUUCCGAAGUCCUAUGUCCAGUGGAAGAGGAUAAGCACUGGCGAAUUUUUGAUCCAGCUCGCACCAAGUUGGUUCUUCAGAAUCUCAAGGAGCACAAAAGCCAUGGACUGAAGCUCUGGCGAGAAUACACGGACAGCUAUCCAUCAUGGGGAUCAGCCGGUAAGCCCACGGCCUUCUCCAGUUUGGCCCAAGAUGCAUGUCCUCUAAUCAACCUGCGUGUUGGGUCUAUAAAUCAAUUCUAAUGCGAUGAGAGAGGCCAAAAAAAUCCCAGACCAAGGUCAUGCGUGACUCUCAGUGCUAUGACUGAAUGCACAAUCCCUCUUUGUCGGUCGUUUGUGGGCUAACAACAUGUGCCUUUGAACAUUGAACAUUCCUGGGCUUGGAUAUCCUGUGAGCUGGUCGUUAAUCGUGUAUCAUUGUCGAACUUUGAGGGCCUUGUCAUGCCCUUCUGAGGGCCCUGGGAGCAAAUCAAACACGCUCCUAGCAAACAAGGACAACCAAAGGCCUGCCAGUAAACCCGAAGACCCCCCUCCCCUGCCUCUCUUUCCCACUCGCUGUGAGCGUCUUUGAAGGUGGAUGGUCAUUCAGCAAAAGGACGAAGGAAAAAACUUCUGCCACUAGACACAUAAAUUCAAUCAUAGAAUCACGGGGCGAGAAUGAACCCUUUCAUGUCAUUAUUUGAUUCUUUUAUAUAAAUCAAGCUCACACACCAUUGAAUGGUUUUAUGAGAUAUCUAUAUAUCCUUUCUGUUGAUGACCCUAAUACAAACCAUCCUUGCUACCACCA
This is a messenger RNA of Tigriopus californicus, 1813 nucleotides long. RefSeq names its product lactosylceramide 4-alpha-galactosyltransferase-like. The coding region runs from base 151 to 1269 and encodes 372 amino acids. Lineage: Eukaryota; Metazoa; Arthropoda; Copepoda; Harpacticoida; Harpacticidae. The transcript is spliced from 3 exons. Gene Ontology annotation, molecular function: hexosyltransferase activity. Gene Ontology annotation, biological process: glycosphingolipid biosynthetic process. The record is from RefSeq and is a predicted model, not a curated record.